GGCCGCCUUUUGCAGCGCUGCAGCCGGGACGCUCCUCUCCGCGCGGUCCAGCCAGGCGGCGGUCGGUGCUCCAGCCUCUCCAGCCGCGGGACGCGACCCUCUCCAGCCGCGCACCCUCCACCGCCCACUAAGCGCGGCCCCGCAGCUGCCCCAGUUGACCUUGGCACCAUGAUUCCCUGCAGAGCAGCGCUGUCUUUCGCCCGAUGUCUGAUCCGGAGGAAGAUCGUCGUUCUGGACAGCCUAGAAGAUUCCAAAUUAAGCCGUUGCCUGUCCACCGUGGACCUCAUCGCCCUGGGGGUUGGAAGCACUCUGGGUGCUGGGGUUUACGUCCUCGCCGGGGAGGUGGCCAAGUCCGACUCGGGCCCCAGCAUCGUGGUGUCCUUCCUCAUCGCCGCCCUGGCUUCCGUGAUGGCAGGCCUUUGCUAUGCUGAGUUCGGGGCCCGAGUGCCCAAGACGGGGUCCGCGUAUUUAUACACCUAUGUCACCGUGGGGGAGCUGUGGGCCUUCAUCACCGGCUGGAACCUCAUUUUAUCCUACGUGAUCGGUACAUCGAGUGUUGCGAGAGCCUGGAGCGGCACCUUUGAUGAACUUCUCAACAAGCAGAUUGGCCAGUUUUUCAGGACGUACUUCAAUAUAAAUUAUACCGGCCUUGCAGAGUAUCCUGACUUUUUUGCGGUGUGUCUCAUAUUACUUCUAUCAGGUCUUCUCUCGUUCGGAGUGAAAGAGUCCGCUUGGGUCAAUAAAAUCUUCACAGCGGUCAACAUCCUGGUCCUUCUCUUUGUCAUGGUGGCUGGGUUUGUGAAAGGGAACGUGGCGAACUGGAAGAUUAGCGAAGAGUUUCUCAAAAAUAUAUCAGCGAACGCCAGAGAGCCGCCUUCUGAAAACGGAACAAGUGUCUACGGGGCUGGUGGCUUCAUGCCUUACGGCUUUGCAGGCACUUUGGCCGGGGCUGCAACCUGCUUCUAUGCCUUCGUGGGAUUUGACUGCAUUGCCACCACUGGCGAAGAAGUCCGGAAUCCCCAGAAAGCUAUUCCCAUUGGAAUUGUGACUUCAUUGCUUGUUUGCUUUAUGGCCUAUUUUGGGGUCUCAGCAGCUUUAACACUCAUGAUGCCCUACUACCUCCUGGAUGAAAAGAGCCCCCUUCCCGUAGCAUUUGAGUAUGUUGGCUGGGGUCCUGCCAAGUACGUCGUCGCCGCGGGCUCCCUCUGCGCCCUGUCGGCAAGUCUCCUUGGAUGCAUUUUCCCAAUGCCGCGUGUAAUCUAUGCUAUGGCCGAGGAUGGGUUGCUUUUCAAAUGUCUAGCUCAAAUCAAUUCCAAAACGAAGACACCGAUAAUCGCUACUCUAUCGUCGGGUGCGGUGGCAGCCGUGAUGGCGUUUCUCUUUGACCUGAAGGCCCUGGUGGACAUGAUGUCCAUCGGCACGCUGCUGGCCUACUCACUGGUGGCCGCCUGCGUUCUCAUCCUCAGGUACCAGCCUGGCUUAUCGUACGAGCAGCCCAAAUACGCUCCCGAGAAAGAAGCUCUGGAACCGUGUGCCGCUGCGGAGUCAGAAAGCGCGUCCCAGGUCACCAUGCUGCAGGGACAGGGGUUCAGCCUGUCCGCCCUCUUCAGCCCCUCGGCUCUGCCCACACAGCAGUCUGGUUCUCUCGUGAGCUUCCUGGUGGUGUUCCUCGCCUGUCUCGUGUUGGGCCUGAGCGUGCUGACCACCUACGGAGUCCAGGCCAUCGCCGCGCUGGAGGCCUGGAGCCUCGCUCUCCUGGUGCUGUUCGUGCUGCUCUUCGUCGCCGUGGUCCUCGCCAUCUGGAGGCAGCCCCAGAAUCAGCACAGAGUCGCCUUCAUGGUCCCAUUCUUACCAUUCCUGCCAGCGUUCAGCAUCCUGGUGAACAUCUACCUGAUGGUCCAGCUGAGUGCGGUGGCUUGGAUCCGGUUCAGCAUUUGGAUGGCGCUCGGUUUCCUGAUUUACUUCACUUACGGCAUCAGACACAGCCUGGAGAGCAAUUCAAGGGACGAAGAAGAUGAUGAAGACUCGUAUUCAGACACCGUGAAUGCAGCAACGGGAGAGAAAUCCGCCUUCCCGGCACAUGACCACCACCAAAGAAACCUCAGUUUACCUUUCGUGCUCAGCGAGAAGACGAGCGAGUGCUAACGCUCGCUGGAGCGGAGUCCGCAGUCUUAACGUGCACAUCCCCCACUGAGUAACCCGGACAGGGCAGCAGCGCCGUGCUGGCUUGUCACGGGCUUGCUACAGACCUGGUUCCCCCUAAUUUAUACUCACCUGGACAGCACCUCCUCAGGUAAUGAAUCACGUACCUGGGGAAACCUGAGCUCUCUCCUAGUGCUGAGUAUCUCCCAAAUAAUGUGUGUGUGUGUGUGUGUGUGAAUACAAGUGUUAAAAGUUGUCUGUAUUUUGCUAUUAUUGCAUUACAUGUUUCCAGUGUUCGUCUUGAACUGGUGUCGUAUACUGCACAUGCUGAAAUGCAGGUUAUCACCACGUAGACAAGUGUUUUGUGUGUGCUUGGUAUUGCUAGGGAAGUAACUUGCUCCUCAUUAGAUUCCAUUAAUGUCCACUUAGAGCAUGCUACACAUGCAGUUACUCACCUGGGUGUCUGUCACUGGUCAGGAGUAACAGGAGGGGAUAAGAAAUGAGCCUUUUUCUAUAACUUAUAAAGCCAACAGUGGGUUUAGUACAGAAUUUUCUUCUGCAAGGUGUGGCAUUUACUAAAACUUGAGCCAGUAGGAGUGUUUGCAGUGGCCUUGCUACGCACGGAGGCGUGACCUUCUGUGUCACCAGGGGGCGCCCCUUGGAACUGCUGUCUUCUCUGAGCGCAGUGGUCCUUCGAUCUGAGGCCUUCCCCUGCUGUGAGGGACAUGCCCCCUUCCCCCACUCAGGGGCUGAGGCAGGGAGUGUGAUGUCCUCAAAACCCUUGAUGAGAGAAUGUGGUCCCCAUGCCAGCAUAAGUAGCAAUGGUGAGGAUGUGUCGGAAAGUCAGAGUUAGACACAUGCUUGGAAAAGUAGCUACCAAGCAUCCUUGUUUUGAAAGUCACUUAAAAGCAGCCAGUGGAGUCUCCACAUCGUGCAGCUGGUGGAGUGAUUCAUACUUUUUCCAUUACUUACUAACCAAUCACAGUUCAGGGUCUUUAACCUUGUCAGACAAAGAAUUCACUCUUCUAUCUCCAUUCUCAUUUUGUCUUGUCCAAGAUACGAAGGGUUACAGUUGCAAAUUCUACCUUUACAAUGUGCAAAAGCAGAAUAAAUGAAGGGAUAUCAGAAGGGAAAAUUUCCUUGUUCUAAUUUUCAAGUGCCUAUUCAGAUAUUAAAGGGCAUUUGGCUCAGUUCAUGGGGUUUAGAUCUACUUUGACUGUUUCUUUCACAAACAUUUAGGGAUGUUUUUCAUCCCUCAUUCCAUAAUAGUUUAGCACUUAUAAUCUCAUUUAUUUUUAAAUGGCCACACUAAAGCUAUUCAUAUGAGCUCCAAUAUAAUAACCCAACAGUGGCUGGGGAAUAAAAUACUGUGGUUAAAUACAUGAUUAUAUAAAACUCUAAGCUAAAGAAUUAACCAAAUGAAAGCUGUAGAAACACAGUAACCUUUAUACAACUAAAUAAUUUGUAGAUGUAGGAUUCUACUAAUUACUGUGUGUUAACUUGGUAGGGUUCCCUAAGAGUGGACUAUUUAUCUGCAGUGUGGUUUGCUUCUCAAGAAUUAUCUAUUUGUUACAAACCCUUAAAUGGUCCACUAGAUGAAGCUGGAGGCUCAGCACUUAGGUGUGCACGGGUUACAUUCCCAGGACAAGUUUUGCCAAGCACACCGGUUGACCAGCUGAAUCCCAGAACAAGGAAAACAUUUGUCAGCUCUUCCAAGAGAUCUGUUAUUUCAUUGCUGCAUUAAGAAGCAAGUUGCAACUGAAUGGUCUAACCGCGAGUUUAUAGUGACUCAACAUCAAACAGACAGGUAGAAAGCCUGGCUCCCUGGCUGCUAGAGCCUUAGCAGAACUGACAUUCCACAGGCUCUGGGGUGGGGUGGGGGGGACAUGGUAACGUUGGAGGCCCAGCACUCUCGCCCAAGCUGCUUGUCUCCCCGGAGACGAAGAGUUAAGCAGGCAGGGAGUGGAGGACAUGAGUAAGGGCUGCAAUGCUCAGGCGUGCUCCUGAGCCCUGGCUGUCAGAGCUGGGCCCCAUGGCCUGCGUUUAUUCCAUUGUCAGUCUAGAAUAGGCCCUUCACUGGGAAACAAGGGGAAUUUCGUACACGCAUACUUAACUCUCUUAUCGUAACAAAAUCAAGAAGCUCGUUUAGAAUGUGACAGGCAGCUAAAAUUCCUAUGCCCACUGUGUUCAGUUAGGAGCAGAGUUUAGUUGAAAAGGUAUUUUUUCCACGUUGAAACACUUUGCAAACACAGAUCUAUGAAAAGACACUUUGUCAGUGACCGCUUUUUCUCUGUGAAGACUCAAAUGUCCGUCUAUGUGAGUGUGUAUAUAUUAUAUAUACGUGUAUGUCGGUGUAUUUCAACUGUCAGUGUAAAAGUCGGUUGGGUGUAAGAGGAGCUUUGGAAAUAAUACCAUUGUGUGGAUUAAAAAAAAAACAACCCAGCUGAUGUAGAAAUAAUACAGUGUUUUGUAUUGAAAGGUACGCUUAUAUAAAAUUUUUAGGUUUUAACGUAUUUUGAAAUACAUAGUAAUUUUAUAUAUAUGAUAUUUUCUAUAGAUAGAUUCUUCAAGAAAGCUGUAUUUAUAAUGUUUCUAAUAUGAAAUCACUAAACUCUAGUACAUUGUAACAGGUGCUUUCUGGUCUGAAGAGGGGGUGGGGACAUUCGGGGUCCUGUUGACUUGUCUCUGUGCCACGUGCUCAGCAUCUCUGUCUCAGCCUCUCCGGAAAAAGCCGGUA
Messenger RNA from Phyllostomus hastatus (greater spear-nosed bat), 4879 nucleotides. RefSeq names its product solute carrier family 7 member 2 (gene SLC7A2). The record is from RefSeq and is a predicted model, not a curated record. The transcript has 12 exons. Gene Ontology annotation, molecular function: amino acid transmembrane transporter activity. Bases 169 to 2145 code for a protein of 658 amino acids. Gene Ontology annotation, cellular component: plasma membrane. NCBI's taxonomy places the organism in Eukaryota, Metazoa, Chordata, Mammalia, Chiroptera, Phyllostomidae. Gene Ontology annotation, biological process: amino acid transport; transmembrane transport.